Messenger RNA from Triplophysa dalaica, 1434 nucleotides. RefSeq names its product translocase of inner mitochondrial membrane 17 homolog A (yeast) (gene timm17a). Gene Ontology annotation, biological process: protein import into mitochondrial matrix. Bases 68 to 568 code for a protein of 166 amino acids. The transcript is spliced from 6 exons. Lineage: Eukaryota; Metazoa; Chordata; Actinopteri; Cypriniformes; Nemacheilidae. Gene Ontology annotation, cellular component: TIM23 mitochondrial import inner membrane translocase complex; mitochondrial inner membrane. Gene Ontology annotation, molecular function: transmembrane protein transporter activity. The record is from RefSeq and is a predicted model, not a curated record.
CGAAGAAAACGGAUGUCAUCCGCAGCUGCACGUGUCUGAUUACGUCAGCAAGAACAGGAAAAACAAAAUGGAGGAGUACGCGAGAGAGCCUUGCCCCUGGAGGAUAGUGGACGACUGUGGUGGUGCUUUCACUAUGGGGGUCAUCGGUGGAGGGGUCUUUCAGGCAGUUAAAGGCUUUAGAAACUCUCCUAGUGGCAUGAAUCACAGACUGAGAGGUAGUUUGACUGCUAUUCGGACCAGGGCACCACAGCUAGGAGGGAGCUUUGCUGUGUGGGGUGGACUUUUCUCCAUGAUCGACUGCGGGCUGGUGAAGGUGAGGGGUAAAGAGGACCCCUGGAACUCAAUCACAAGUGGAGCGAUGACAGGAGCAAUUUUAGCAGCGAGAAAUGGGCCUGUGGCAAUGGUUGGCUCAGCAGCAAUGGGAGGUAUACUGCUUGCAUUAAUAGAAGGUGCAGGAAUUCUGCUCACCAGGUUUGCCUCAUCACAAUUCCCAACUGGUCCACAGUUUGCAGAAGAGCCUGCUCCAAUGCCUGCUUCUUCAUUUGGGGACUAUAGACAGUACCAAUGAGAAGCCUUUGAAACCUAAGGCCUUUUCUUAUUCCAUGAACUCAUCUGAGACACUGAAGUUAAAAACGAGGACAUGUGUGACUCUCAUUCCUCCAAACAGCAUUGCCGAUUGCCACCAUAAAACAAACAACGAAUGACUGUGAUGAGAGAAAUAUGAAGGGCAAACACUGUAGUUGCUGUUUUUGUGUUUGUCUGCGGUAUGCUUUGUGUUAUUCUCAACCGCGUCAUUGGCCCCUUGGUCACCCUAUUUAAGUCAAAGGAAAUCAAUUGAAAACAGCCCCAUGUUUUUGAUCCACAUAUUCCCAGUUGUUGUUCGAUAGGUUUUGCGCCAUUGACUGUUGACAUUAUGGUGAUGCUGGCACAGGUGGUAAUGCUUGAUAAAUUAAGCAGUAGAUAUACUGUCUAGUUUGUGCAAGGUUGUUUGUGUUGAGCCCUUACCAAUUUGCUUUAUAAAGUGUAUAUGUGUGUGUGAAUGCAUCAAUUAUAUUGUGUGUCUGCAUUGAAUGAGAGUUUAUUACUUGCCUGUGCACUGAUUUUUUGCCUUAAUGUAAACAUUCUCAUAGGCUGUAACACGAUCUUCAAUACAUAGCUGAAUUUUUAUUUGAUUGCCCCUGUCCAAACCUCCACAUGCAGAGUAUAAUUCAUCAUAGUUUACUUUUUGAAGUAGCUAUUUAUUUUGUAAAAGUACAACUCGAUUUCAAGAUGUUAAGUUAUAUUGUAUUUGAAAUCGUACUCUACAGUAAAUAUUAGAGAUUUUAUCAGACAAGGUUGCAUCAGAAAGAAAGUGAAUGGACAGAAUCUAGCUCUUCAUCUGGUGGGUUUAUGAGGCGAAGCUGAGAAACAUAAAUAAAGUACUAUUGUGCUGGA